Messenger RNA from Enhydra lutris kenyoni (northern sea otter), 2314 nucleotides. Its product is annotated as leucine rich repeat and Ig domain containing 2. NCBI's taxonomy places the organism in Eukaryota, Metazoa, Chordata, Mammalia, Carnivora, Mustelidae. Gene Ontology annotation, molecular function: protein binding. The transcript has a single exon. Bases 1 to 1821 code for a protein of 606 amino acids. The record is from RefSeq and is a predicted model, not a curated record. Gene Ontology annotation, cellular component: plasma membrane.
AUGCUUCACACGGCCAUAUCAUGUUGGCAGCCAUUCCUGGGUCUGGCUGUGGUGUUACUCUUCAUGGGAUCCACCAUUGGCUGCCCUGCUCGCUGUGAGUGCUCUGCCCAGAACAAAUCCGUAAGCUGCCACAGAAGGCGGCUGAUCGCCAUCCCCGAGGGCAUACCCAUUGAGACCAAAAUCUUGGACCUCAGCAAGAACAGGCUGAAGAGUGUCAACCCUGAAGAGUUCAUAUCCUAUCCUCUGCUGGAGGAGAUAGAUUUGAGUGACAACAUCAUCGCCAAUGUGGAGCCCGGAGCUUUUAACAAUCUCUUUAACCUUCGUUCCCUCCGCCUCAAAGGUAACCGCCUGAAACUGGUCCCCUUAGGGGUCUUCACGGGGCUAUCCAACCUCACCAAGCUGGACAUUAGUGAGAAUAAGAUUGUCAUUUUACUGGACUACAUGUUCCAGGACCUGCACAACCUGAAGUCUCUAGAGGUGGGGGACAACGAUUUGGUCUAUAUAUCACACAGGGCUUUCAGCGGACUGCUUAGCUUGGAACAGCUCACCCUGGAGAAAUGCAACCUCACGGCAGUACCAACAGAAGCCCUUUCCCACCUCCGCAGCCUCAUUAGCCUGCAUCUGAAGCAUCUCAAUAUCAACACUAUGCCCGUGUAUGCCUUUAAACGACUGUUCCACCUGAAACAUCUGGAGAUCGACUAUUGGCCAUUAUUGGAUAUGAUGCCUGCCAAUAGCCUCUAUGGUCUCAACCUCACAUCCCUCUCCAUCACCAACACCAACCUGUCCACAGUCCCCUUCCUCGCCUUUAAACACCUGGUGUAUCUGACCCACCUCAACCUCUCCUACAAUCCCAUCAGCGCCAUCGAAGCCGGCAUGUUCUCGGACCUGAUCCGCCUUCAGGAGCUUCACAUAGUGGGCGCCCAGCUCCGCACCAUUGAGCCUCACUCCUUCCAAGGGCUCCGCUUCCUCCGUGUGCUCAAUGUGUCUCAGAAUCUACUGGAGACUUUGGAAGAGAACGUCUUCUCCUCCCCUAGGGCUUUGGAGGUCCUGAGCAUCAACAACAACCCUCUGGCCUGCGACUGCCGUCUCCUGUGGAUCCUGCAGCGGCACCCCACGCUGCAGUUCGGCGGCCAGCAGCCCAUGUGUGCCGGCCCCGACACCAUCCGCGAGAGAUCGUUCAAGGAUUUCCACAGCACUGCCCUUUCUUUUUACUUUACCUGCAAAAAACCCAAAAUCCGUGAAAAGAAGCUGCAGCAUCUGCUAGUGGACGAAGGGCAGACGGUCCAACUCGAGUGCAGCGCGGACGGAGACCCUCAGCCUGUCAUUUCCUGGGUGACGCCGCGGAGGCGUUUUAUCACUGCCAAGUCCAACGGAAGAGCCACCGUGUUGGGCGACGGCACCUUGGAAAUCCGCUUUGCCCAGGAUCAAGACAGCGGGAUGUACGUUUGCAUCGCCAGCAACGCGGCGGGGAACGACACCUAUACGGCCUCUUUAACGGUGAAAGGCUUCACCUCAGACCGCUUCCUUUAUGCCAACAGGACCCCUAUGUACAUGACAGACUCCAACGACACCAUGUCCAACGGCACCAAUGCCAACACUUUCUCCCUGGACCUCAAAACAAUACUGGUGUCUACGGCCAUGGGCUGUUUCACAUUCCUGGGAGUGGUUUUAUUUUGUUUUCUCCUCCUUUUUGUGUGGAGCCGAGGGAAAGGCAAGCAUAAAAACAGCAUUGACCUCGAGUAUGUGCCCCGAAAAAACAAUGGUGCUGUUGUGGAAGGGGAGGUGGCUGGACCCAGAAGGUUCAACAUGAAAAUGAUCUGAGGGUCUAGCACUCACGCUGUUGUUUCUGGGCCGGUGUUGGUCACCAGUGAGACAGCUGGCACAAUUAAUGACUAGGUUAGAAGGUGGCCUCCUGCAGCUGCCCUGGAGCAAAGCAGGGUCCAUGGGAGCAGGAGGACUUCUCAUGGAGACUCUCCACCUAGAGGGAGGCAGGCAGACCCGUGUCGGAGCCCUUCACAGUGGGAUACUAAUUGUUUGCAUUGCAAAUAUCGGCAUUCUGGGGAUCUCAGUAAUGAACCUGAACCUUUGGCUCAUGCUCAUGGACAGUUACUCCACAUUUUCUACCAUGGCAAAAACAAAAGAAAAAAACAAGGAACAACCUACAAUGUAGGAUUUACAUAUUAAAAAGACACAUUUGUCAAAAACAUACUCUACGGAAAAAUUUGUAUCUAUGAUUCUCAUUUGUUAAAGCCUUGCAUCAUACCAUAUUGUUGGUUCAGCACCACAAUGAAAUCAAUAUAUUCUUUACUCUUUU